Messenger RNA from Ichthyophthirius multifiliis, 1859 nucleotides. RefSeq lists its product as hypothetical. The transcript is spliced from 2 exons. The record is from RefSeq and is a predicted model, not a curated record. Lineage: Eukaryota; Ciliophora; Oligohymenophorea; Hymenostomatida.
UGUUGCAAAAGAGAUGUAUUGUAAUAACCUUAUACAAAAAAAGAAAUGCUUUGCCCAAUAAUAGUAUUAUUAUUUUUCGCAAUAUUUAGUGUUACAGCAUCGAUAGCAGGGUUAUCAUAUGGAGGAUCCGUAUAUAAAUCUUUUAAAGAAAUAAAAUGCACAGUUUUGUCUACUUUAGAUGAUUUAAAUCUCAAAAAUAUAGUUACUAAGGAUGAUUCUUCAACAGCAGUAUUUAUUGGUUUAUAAUAAAUUGAAUAAAAAGUUAAAUUUAUAUCUAAUAAAAUAUUGGAUUUUAAAAAUAAUAUGUCUAAUCUUGCUAAUACCAAUGCUUUAGAUUAAAUUAACAAUCUGCAAACUUAAAUAGGCAAUUUUUUGGAUAAUAUUUAUGUUGGUGCCGCGAUUAAUUAAUCAUACAAUGCGUACUAUACAGUACCUUAUCUUGUAAAUAAUAGGCCUUCACCUUCAUUAUAUUUUAGUGAUGUUGCUUAUAAGGACGGAGCUGUGUAAAUUCUUAAAACAACAAAUAGUGAAUCUUUCGAUAUUUUAUUAAAAGUAAUGAGCAUUGUAAAAGAAAAAGCAUAAUAAAUUUUUAAUGAUUAAACUUUAACAAAUUCAAUAUAAUAAGGUCAAAAUAGUAUAGGUAGUUUUAGUAAAACUUUGAAUAAUCAAAUAAAGUUUAUAAAUGAUAAUCUUUCAAUAGCAGACAAUAUAUUUGACAUGAUAAAUAAAGCUUUGACAAGUCUAUACAGUUUAUUUAUUGUCUUUUCUUUAGCUUCCGUAAUACUGUCAGCUCUUGGAUUUAUAAAAAAAAUUUGGAAAUUAAGGCUUAUACUUAAUUUCUUAUGGAUAGCUCUUGCUUUGAUAACUGCUUUAGCUUUCCUUGUAGUAACAUUACUAAAUUUAGUGUCAAUAUUAACAAUGGAAUCAUGUAUCUAUGUUGAAGGAAUAUUAUAAAGUUAAGCUGAAUUUUAAAAAUUAAACUUUGAUUAAAGCAUUAAAGAUAAAAUUACUAUAUGUUUAGCCUCCUUAGGUGGAGAUGGAAAUAUUCUUUAAUCUUUUGGAAUCUAAAAACAAAUAAAAGAUUUGGAUUAAAUAAAUGAUAAUUUUAAUGAAUCUUUAAAAUAAUAUGAUACAGAUAAUAAAAAGCUUAAUGAUGCUUAAAUUCUGUUCGAUGAAUUUGCAAAAUAACACUAAGAUCUUAAAGAUAAAGGGUAUUUUGAUAUGGCUUAAGCUAAUAACAUUAAAACCAAUGAUCAUAGAUUAGAUGAAGAACAUGCUCAAUAAAACAUGUAAACUUUACUUACAAGAACUAAAAAUUAAGAAUUCUGUGGAGCUGCUUAAGUAGAAACUAUUGUUACUACUACGACUGAUUGUGCUACUGAUAAAGUUCAAGUAAAAACAGCAGCAUCUUUUGCUAUUUAUGCUGCAAAUUAAUGUAUUAUCCUAGAAGAUUUAUUAAAUGAUUAACCAUCAGAUGCCCAAUAUAAUACCAGAUACAAUGGCUGUGCUACUCAACCUACUGAUUAUUUCAAAGCUAUAUUUUCAUAAAUGACUGAUACAAAAAAUGUAUAAAUUAGAAAUAUAAAUAGAGUAAGAUCUUAAACUGCAGUUUAAAUUAGAAAUUUAUAUACAAAUUUCGUUUAAACAAUUAAUUAAUUUGAAGAUGAAAUCCAAAAUAUAAAGAAUAAUUUUAAAUCUUUAAUUGCUGAAAUAUCUGGUGUUACUGGUAUUGCUGAUAAUGUAAAUUGUUUAUUCUUUGGAUAAAAUAUUUAAAAACUUUUUGAAGGAGUUUGUUAUUCUAUGACACCAAAUUUAUAUACAAAUUGGAAAAUUAUGUAUGUAGUUUGUUUUAGUAAUUA